Messenger RNA from Colletotrichum spaethianum, 810 nucleotides. Its product is annotated as putative protein in traX-finO intergenic region. The record is from RefSeq and is a predicted model, not a curated record. Lineage: Eukaryota; Fungi; Ascomycota; Sordariomycetes; Glomerellales; Glomerellaceae. Bases 1 to 810 code for a protein of 269 amino acids. The transcript has a single exon. Gene Ontology annotation, molecular function: hydrolase activity.
AUGGGACACGGUAUCGGGGCUAUAAAGGCAGCCGGAUUAUCGCCAUUUGCAAGCGAGUUCACCUCUGAGGGUUACGCAGCAGUCACGUUCGACUAUAUCGGUUUCGGCGAAAGUGAAGGCUCUCCGCGAAACGUGCUUAACGUGCAACAUCAGCUACAAGACUUCCGAGACGUUAUAAAAUGGGUGCGCGAGCCCGAGCAGAGCGACUGGGUUAACUCUUCUAGUAUUGUUGCUUGGGGGAGCAGUUUUGGCGGUAUGCAUACUACAGCUUUGAUGGCCGAGGAUCACGAAUUGGCAGCGGGUAUUGCGCAGUGCCCACUGGUGGAUGGACUUGCUGGUGUGUUGCAAAUGCCUUUGACUCGGUCGUUGAGACUGGCAACCACGGCUGCCGCUGACAUCUUGGGAUCAUACUUGCUGGGUGCCAAAGAACCACAGUAUGUCGACCUGGUUAGUGACGGCUCAACCGCAGCAGUCAUGGCUUCAAAAGAGGCAGCGGAGGGCUGGGCUCGCCUGACACCUGACAACGGCGAAGACUGGCCCAAUAUCAUCGCUGGGCGGUCUCUAUUGAGCAUCAUGUUUUCUCGACCAUUGUUGCAAAUUCACAAGAGCACCCGCCCAUACCUAGUUAUUCUGCCAACAUGGGAUAAUGAGGCCUCGUUGAAUGCUGCCGAAGAGUGCGUCAGACGGGCACCUCUAGGAGAGGCCUUGAGAGUUGGAGGGGGUCACUUCGACUUAUAUAAGGGUGGCAUUGCGUUUGAAAAGAAUAUCGCAGGCCAAAAGCAAUUUUUAAGACGGCUCCUAUGCAAGUAG